Messenger RNA from Erigeron canadensis, 1473 nucleotides. Its product is annotated as putative 12-oxophytodienoate reductase 11. The transcript is spliced from 5 exons. The record is from RefSeq and is a predicted model, not a curated record. Lineage: Eukaryota; Viridiplantae; Streptophyta; Magnoliopsida; Asterales; Asteraceae. Gene Ontology annotation, molecular function: FMN binding; oxidoreductase activity. Bases 65 to 1177 code for a protein of 370 amino acids.
UGGGAUCUUAAUACACACACCCCCACAGCAAAACCUCUGAAGUCUGAACCAAUAUCGAAAAAAAAUGGCAGAUAAAGUUUUCCAAAUACCUCUUAUGACUCCCUAUAAAAUGGGAAAUUUUGAGCUUUCUCACAGAGUAGUUUUGGCACCAUUAACAAGGCAAAGGUCGUAUGGGAAUGUCCCACAACCACAUGCGAUCUUAUAUUAUUCACAAAGAACAUCCAAAGGAGGCCUUCUCAUUUCUGAAGCCACCGGAGUUUCAGACACUGCCCAAGGCUAUCCAGAGACACCGGGUAUAUGGACGAAGGAACAUGUUGAGGCCUGGAAGCCCAUUGUAGAUGCUGUUCAUGCCAAAGGCGGAAUUUUUUUCUGUCAAAUUUGGCAUGUUGGGAGGGUUUCUAAUACAGGAUUUCAGCCCAAUGGGCAAGCCCCAAUCUCUUCCUCAGAUAAAGAACUAACUCCUCAAGUGCGAAGCAAUGGCAUUGAUGUUGCACAAUUCUCACCUCCAAGAAAGCUACGUACGGAGGAGAUUCCUGUUAUUGUUAAUGAUUUCAGACUUGCUGCAAAAAAUGCAAUGGAAGCUGGUUUUGACGGAGUUGAGAUCCAUGGUGCUCAUGGUUAUCUAAUUGACCAAUUUAUGAAAGAUGAAAUAAAUGACAGAACCGACAAGUACGGUGGCUCUCUAGAAAAUCGCUGCAGAUUCGCUCUAGAAAUUGUUGAAGCUAUUGCAGAUGAAAUAGGAGCAGAAAAAGUCGGGAUAAGAUUAUCCCCUUUCGCAAACUAUAUGCAGUCAGGUGACUCGGAUCCAAAGGCUUUAGGGCUUUACAUGGCUAAAUCUUUGAAUGCAUAUAAGAUUGCAUAUUGUCAUAUGGUCGAACCAAGGAUGAAAACUGUUGGUGAAAAAGUUGAAUGCCCAGAUAGUCUUGUGCCAAUGAGAAAAGCAUUCAAUGGUACUUUCAUUUCUGCUGGAGGGUAUGACAUGGAAGAGGGUAACAAGGCUGUGGCUGAAAACCGAACGGAUCUUGUUGCUUAUGGUCGUUUGUUUUUGGCAAAUCCAGAUUUACCAAAAAGAUUUGAGCUUAAUGCCCCUCUUAACAAGUACAAUAGAGAGACAUUUUAUAUACCUGAUCCAGUUAUUGGGUACACUGAUUAUCCUUUUUUGGAAACCACAGUUUGAAUCUGUUAAAACUGAUCCACUUGAUAAGAAGGCAAUAGUCAUCGUAAGUUGGAAGCUUGAUAAUUCUUGUAAAGUUGAUUUGAAGUGAUGCAUAUUAUUGGUGAUGAUAAAUGGCGAUAUUAAUAAUGUAUUUGCCUUGGCGAUAAUAAUGUAUUCAGAAUAAUAUGUUUAACCGUGGAAACUUUAUAUUGGUGAUGAUAAAUGGCGAUAUUAAUGUUUUUAUAGUAAAAUAAAAAAUAAUGUAUUUGCCUUUUGUUUAAAUUGAUUAUGAAAUCCAAAAACCCCUUAUAUAGUCA